AAGUAACGAGUUUCACCGCUACGAGCCUCCACUAUUUUCAGUAAAAAUUCGCACAUAUAAAAUUCAAAAAUAGGUUAGAUUUCUUGUUCUAACAUCUCAUGAUCUAAUAUCAGGUUAGAAGAUCCUCAUACUGUAGUUCAGACGUUCUUUUCAAGUUUUCGAAUUCUUCGAUUCAGCAAUAUUUCGUGAUCUUUGCAGACGAUGUUUCCGCGCCGUUCAGUCGGUCCGCACGUUGUACGUUUCUCGCACGUGUGAAGAACACUAGUCAAAAUUUUAUUAGGAGAAUAUUGUUACAAUUUUAUGAAUAAGACUGUUCAAAAUGCCAUAUAUGGACUCAAGAGUGACUGAUCCUUUUGAGAUCAUUGUGGGGACAUAUGAGCAAUAUUUGCUUGGUUACAAAGUACAGAAUAUUGUAAAUGAAUACAAAGUGGAGAAAAGUUUUGCAACACACAGUCAUGUGGCAAGUAUACGCAGUGUUACUAGCAGUAAAAAUUAUUUAGCUUCUGCUGGAGCUGAUGAUAUAGUAUGCCUAUAUGAUCUACGCAAUAGGAAAGAAACUGGCAAAUUGAUGUUUCACAAUGAUACUAUUAAUUGCUUGGCAUUUACUCCAGAAGCAUCACAUCUCUUCACAUGUAGUAAUGAUGGAAGUAUAGCAGCUGUCCGUUGUGGUAAUUGGCAAAUAGAAAAACAUUGGCAGAAAGCACACAAAGGUUUAGCUGUUAAUACUCUAGCUAUACAUCCUACAGGGAAAUUGGCUCUGUCUACUGGAAUGGAUGGUGCUCUGAGAACUUGGAAUCUUGUUAAGGGCAGACAAGCCUAUGCUAUCAAUUUAAUACCAAGAAUGAAAUACAAUGCUAAGAACAUAACAAUUAUCCGGUGGAAUCCAAAUGGCGAUAAAUAUCUAUUAGCUAUUAAUCAGGAGAUAUAUGUAUAUUUUGUAGAAACUGCUGGAGUGCACAGUGAAUUCACAUUCGAGUCAAAGAUUGUUUGUGUAGAAUUCUUAAAUGACAAUAUGAUCGCGGCCGGUUUCGAAAACGGACAAAUCAAAUUCUGUGAUCUCAGAACUAAGAGUCCAACAUUGGAGAUGACAGCACAUGACAUUAGGGUAAAAUGUAUUGCAAACAUAAAUAACUUAUUGGUCAGUGCCUCCAGUUCCGGAGAGAUUAAACUUUGGAAAUACAGCGAACAUAACUUGAAUAUGUUGCAAAGUGUUAAUUGCGGCGCCAGAAUCACUUGUCUCGCACUAGCACUAACUUAUGGGAAUUUAGUGCAGCCGAAACAAGAGGAAUUAGAGAAGGAAAAGAAAGUAAAGAAGGAAAGUACUCUGAGAUUAAAACAGGAAGUUAUUAUCGAGGACGAAGGUGAAACGGAAGUCGUAGAUAUCGCGAGUCCUAAAAUAAAGACAAAGCAUAAAAACAAAAGAGUUAUAGAAAAUUUAGAAGAUGAUGUCCAAGACUUGAAGAAGAAAGCUUCAAAAUCGAAAGAGAUUGUAAUUACAAAAAAGAAGAAAAGAAAGAGGGACAAAUCGUUCGAGAAAGAAGAGGAUGUCAUAGAUAAACCGAGGAAGAAGAUGCUAUUAAAAACAAACGAGCCGAAAAUUUCUAAUAAAAAGCGGCAAAAGGAUAAUACUGUUUCAGAGGAUAUUUUUCCAACGAAGAAGGUCAAGAAGACCAAUAUAAUGGAACAAUUGCCUACCAGUUGCAUAAAACGCAAAGAAAAAUUAUCAAUGACUAUGGACACUCUCUCUGAAGAUGGUCCACCCAGAAAGAAAAGAAAGAAAAAGAUAUUUUCUCAAGAAGAGGUCGUGCCGAAAAAUAAAAGGAAAGGACAUACACACACAAUGAAGAAAAUUAGAAAAAUUAAGAUCAAUUAAGAGAGCAAUCUCUUUAUAAAAAGUA
This is a messenger RNA of Harpegnathos saltator (Jerdon's jumping ant), 1898 nucleotides long. RefSeq names its product p21-activated protein kinase-interacting protein 1-like. The record is from RefSeq and is a predicted model, not a curated record. Lineage: Eukaryota; Metazoa; Arthropoda; Insecta; Hymenoptera; Formicidae. Gene Ontology annotation, molecular function: protein binding. The transcript has 4 exons. Bases 320 to 1873 code for a protein of 517 amino acids.